Messenger RNA from Ostertagia ostertagi, 624 nucleotides. Lineage: Eukaryota; Metazoa; Nematoda; Chromadorea; Rhabditida; Trichostrongylidae. The record is from the annotation of a GenBank genome assembly.
AUGGCCAUAAAGUCGGAGCUAGGAAGCGCCUCGAAUCCCAUCAUCUUAGGACUUUCGCCAACUGGGAGAGCUACGAGAGGAAAAAGAAAGGUUUUCUGUAACACUGCUGUACAGGUGGGUGAAAGUGACCCUGUUCAAAGUACUGCUGAUGAGCGAGAAUCCAGACAGGAAUCUGAUCCGUGUGCUGUUUGGAUCCUGAGUAACCUCGAACCGCUCCUAUCGUGCAGCAUCUGCACCGAGAUCUUCUAUAAAGCAGUGAAUGUCGUUCCAUGUGGUCAUAACUUUUGUUUGUCCUGCCUCAUGCAGUCAUUGGUUCUAACAGAAAACGCACAUUGUCCUCAGUGUCGGGAAGAGAUUAAGGACGUGGGUCUGGAUUACACGAUUAACUCGAUUGUGGAUGUAUUCCUUGAACAAAAUCCAGGUAAAAUCCGGCCCCUAGAUGAACUCAAACUGCUUGAUGAUAAAUUUAUGGAGGCUGUCAUGGCACUGAAGAGGAUGGAAAGAAAGCGUCUAAGAGUAGUAGACCGAAAUAUUUGGGGAGCUCCCCAACAGAGAACUCGUGCUCCUAGUCGAGAACGAACAAGGGAAGUGCUUCGACGUAACAUUCCAGCCUCUGUGAACGCA